Messenger RNA from Drosophila melanogaster (fruit fly), 1321 nucleotides. RefSeq lists its product as uncharacterized. The transcript is spliced from 2 exons. Lineage: Eukaryota; Metazoa; Arthropoda; Insecta; Diptera; Drosophilidae. Bases 487 to 1191 code for a protein of 234 amino acids. The record is from RefSeq and is marked reviewed.
AGUCGAGAAAACCCGACUGAACAUAAUCAACUGGCAAUGUACGACACGUAGGCAGAAAAGUAAAACAAAUUUGCAGUUUGCAGAGAUUCUUCGCCAGAUGUUUAAACGUCGCCUCGCCAGCAACCGAAACCGAAUUUCCACUAGCAACCGAUUCUUCCAGGCCUCCAACUGACCCAACUGAACACGACCAUGGACGUAUCCGCCUCCACGUCGUUUGAAUCCUCGCCGGACAAGAGAAACAGCAUCUAUGUGGGCGACAACACUUUCUACGACAGCGCCCUGGAUCACCAGCUGUCCACCACGGCCUACAAGUCGUGCAAUGGUAAGCAUCCAAACCUAUACAAAGCCCUCAAGAUCCUGAGUAGCAGAGAUCCGCGAACGGAGGGCCACGUCUUCCAGGAGAAUCACCCGUUCUCCUCGAAAGCAGAAAAGUUUCAGCGGUCGGAAAAAGAAGUAGACCUCUCUACAUACGGGCAGGACACGGAUAUGGACCACAAGUUAACCGAAAUGGGUAAUCAAAGCGCUUCCUUCACAAAUCCGGAGUAUAUAGGAGAAUCGGAAGAAGAUGAGUUUCCUUCGAGAGCUAUUUACGAGCAAAAGAACCUCAUAGAUGAGCACGACCAAUUGGAUCGCAAGGUUAAUGAGCUCAAACUGAAGCUCGUUGUUCUGCAAAUUCAAACAAGACAUCAGAAGCAAACGAUCGAGAAUCUUAAAUUGCAGAGCAGCCAAAAGCUGAGCUUCAGUCAGAGCAUAAAGAAAACAAUAAUGGUAGCAGCCCGAGAGAGUCUGCAAUCCCAAACGCCCGAUACGUUUCCCGAUCAUUUAAUAUCGCAAAUAUUUGCGCCAUUUGCGGACGAUGAGAAACUUAAUGAUCAUUUUAAGAAUAUGGACUACGAACUGAAGCAAAUAGUGCAGAAAAUGUGCAGACAUGCCUACGAAAGCCAGAAGCCUUUCCUAAAAGACACUAUCAGUGAGAAGAUUAAGAAGCUUAAGCAGAGGCUUAUUCAAAAGUAUGAGGACCAGUUGGACAGGCAAAAAGAAAGCCAACAGCGAAACGCGUUAGCCAUGAAGCAAAAGUGUUUCGAUCUGCUGAAGCAGUUCCUUUUAACCGACUGCCAAGAUGAAAGUUGCAACGAAGAUUAUAUAAAGAAGCUGGAAGCUCUAUAUGAACAGGAAAUCUUAAAAAAAUAAAUUAUAUUUACGUUAUGUUUUGAAUGAUACAAUUCACAAAAAUGCACAAUUCACACAAAAUUUAUAAUGCAAUUUAUACAAUUCAUAUAUAUUUUAUGUUGAUUUUUAUUAAACUUGAUGUAAACCUUGA